Messenger RNA from Homalodisca vitripennis (glassy-winged sharpshooter), 494 nucleotides. RefSeq names its product acyl-protein thioesterase 2 (gene Apt1). Gene Ontology annotation, biological process: protein depalmitoylation. The coding region runs from base 84 to 479 and encodes 131 amino acids. Gene Ontology annotation, molecular function: carboxylic ester hydrolase activity; palmitoyl-(protein) hydrolase activity. The record is from RefSeq and is a predicted model, not a curated record. Lineage: Eukaryota; Metazoa; Arthropoda; Insecta; Hemiptera; Cicadellidae. Gene Ontology annotation, cellular component: cytoplasm. The transcript is spliced from 2 exons.
GGUUAUAAAAUUCAUAAAUGUAAUUUUUUGUACUUUUUAGGCAUGGCUGGGCAACAGCUAUCACUGAAAUCCGGCAACCUUACAUGAAAGUCAUUUGUCCCACUGCCCCCACAAUGCCUGUUACACUGAACAACGGAUACCCCAUGCCAUCAUGGUUCGACCUCAAGUCUCUGGAGGCAAGUGGGCCAGAAGAUGAAGUUGGAAUCAAGAAGGCAGCAGAGUCUAUCCAUGCGAUGAUAGAGGCGGAAGAAAAAGAUGGCAUUCCUUCCCAUCGCAUUGUGCUUGGUGGCUUCUCACAAGUGAGUGAUUCAUUCCUGUUUUUAAUCAAUUUUGAUCAUUUUCAUAAGACUGGAUUUAUAAAAUGUGGUAGUCAAAUAGUUCCUAUAAUAGUAAAUCACUUUUUUAAGAAAGUAAUAUGGUUGUUCCUGAUGACAUAUUUAAAGACAGUUACAUUGCUUUGUUAUAAAGCUAUGAGGUAGUUUAAAAGGCUUGUU